AUGAAGAUCAUUCAAGACCAAAUCUCACCUCUUACAAAGAGUAUCACUACUUUGGAACAAGGCUUAAAGAAGCAGGAUUUGCGCUUUCUGAAGGUAUGUACACAGUAAUCCCAAAACUAGACUACAAACAUUGCAUGUGGCAUCUGUUAGUUAGGAAACGGACAUGCAAUGCUUUCAGUUCAGUUUGAGGGUAAGGAUUAGAUAAUCUUAUCACCACAACAAUAUGCAGUGCAAUCAGUAUGAUUGUGGGUGACCAAUACCCCCAAGGAGCUGGUGCUGAUUAGAAUAGAGGGACAUUACUGCAGCUGUUGGGAUAGGAUCCAUUAUGAUGAUGGCUUCAGAUUUGUUUCCUUGUCUAAGGUAUAAUCGGUUGUUUUCUCCAUAGGAUUUUCCAAUGUGUUCUUGACUAUAUUAUAGCAUAAUAUCAUUAAAAUUGUGUUUUUCUCUUUCUUAUCUUGCUAGAGCUACAAAAGCAUCCAAAUGAGGUAUGUCCAACAUCUUUUAUUUCCCAAUAUCAUACAGUAUCUGUUUGUUACUAAUAUAGAUAACUGACUCUUCUUACACAUAAACGAUAUGGCCUAAAAAUCCCAUCUCAAUAUUUUAAUGGGUGGUGUUCAUGAAUUGCUGGAUGAAGCUUGGUGCCAAGCUCAACCCGAGUACAAUUGCACUGGAACACACCAAUGUACAUCAUGAAUGCAUGCAAUGAUUGAGCAGAAAUACGAAAUCAAGCAGCCAUAUUGGAUUAGCAAUAAAUCAAAGCAUACUCUUAAUUGAUAAGUGCUACUCCUACAUUUAUUUAAAAAAACGUAUAGACAGUAAGCGCAAUUAUAAACAAACCAAUCAUAACUAAACUUUCUGAGAGGAUUGUGUAGCUCAAUGACUUGGUUUGAAAUAUCUCUGAGAUUAUUUGGGCAUUGAUUUAAAACAUGUUGAUAUCGGGUUUAUUGAUUUCCUUUGUUUUUUGGUUAAAAUGCUAACAUUAGAGGUUAGGACUCUUUCCUUGUCCAUUGACUCCUUACAAGGUAAGAAUAACACUCACCCAUUAUUAUGCUUUAUAGUUGUAGGGCCCAGCUGCAGUGCACACCACAGGAUCCAAAGAUUCUAUCGGGAGUGCUCAUAGAUGUGGCCAAACACCUGGGUAAUCUCAAAUUUAGACUCUGGAAGAAGAUGCUGGUGAUUGUUAACCACAGUGAAUAACACUGAAAAUAGAAUAUGUUUGUGAUUAAUAUGAUGUAUUGUCGAUGAUAGAGUAGGUUUAACAGAAAAUUGUAUUUGUGUCACAACUUGUCUUUAUAGUCCGUUUUCAUGAUGUAGCUAUACCAAAGAAAAGUUAAACAUUGUAUAGACAUAGUAUUUCCUUAUCUUUAAGCUCCUGUGAUUCUGGAACCCAACACUUCUCCCAGCUUUCUCACUUUGUCUGAUGAUCUGAACAGUGUGUGA
This is a messenger RNA of Coregonus sp. 'balchen', 1440 nucleotides long. NCBI's taxonomy places the organism in Eukaryota, Metazoa, Chordata, Actinopteri, Salmoniformes, Salmonidae. The record is from the annotation of a GenBank genome assembly.